Cygnus olor (mute swan) is the source of this 4111-nucleotide messenger RNA. RefSeq names its product centrosomal protein 126 (gene CEP126). Lineage: Eukaryota; Metazoa; Chordata; Aves; Anseriformes; Anatidae. Gene Ontology annotation, biological process: mitotic spindle organization; non-motile cilium assembly; cytoplasmic microtubule organization. Gene Ontology annotation, cellular component: midbody; centrosome; ciliary base. Bases 1 to 3102 code for a protein of 1033 amino acids. The record is from RefSeq and is a predicted model, not a curated record. The transcript has 12 exons.
AUGGAGCCCGGCGGGGAAGCGCUCGGCCGCCGCCUCCAGCGCUGGGCGGCGGGCGGGGGGGGCGCCAUGGCGGAUCCCGGCGCGGAUGGAGCUUUAACAUUUGAUUUUGGAUGGGAUUUAGAAGAAGAACGUUGGGCGUUGAAAGAAGAUCAAAAGCUAUUUCGGAGUAAGGCACAGAAAUAUUUGAUAGAGACAAACAGAAGAAGAAGAGCCUUUGAAGAAAGACGGAAGCAAAAAGAAGAAAAAGAACAAAGACUUAGAGAACAAGUUCUGCAACAGAGGAGAAUUAAGCUUCAGGAAGCAACUGAGAGGUUCCAGCGUGCUCAUCUGCCUGAUUCUCAGCACAAACAAAUAGCUCUAGUCCAGACAAAAGCAGCUUUUCAGCUAGAAGAAGCUCUUGAACAAAUUAAAGGAUCCGUUUUAACAUCAGGAUUGUACUUGCCCAGCAGAAACAAAACGACCUUCAGAGCUACAGAUGACACUUCAUCCACAUCGGCAUCUAGAAACGGUUAUUCCCAUCAGGAGCAGAUUUCGGCAAUGGUUGGCUGCGAUAACACAAUGCAGGAGAGCAGUACAAGCAUGGAUAGUAACCAACUUCUAUUCCAGAAAAAUCUGAAAGAAAUGCAGCAACUCCUAGAAAAACAGCAUCUCAGCAACUUAGAGAAUUUUCAUCAAGAAGUUGAGAAAACAGACGAUUCAGAGAGUUUAUCAAGUCUUGACAGUCUUGAGGCUGGGGAACAAAAUGGAAAUUGCACACCACCAAGUGAAUCACCUUUGACUACACAGUGUGACUGUGCCCAGUAUAAUCCUGGAAAAUCACAGACCAGGAGCAAUGAUUUGAUUUAUGCAACUGAAAAUACUUCUAAAAACAUACACCUAAAUAAUUGUCAGAGAAAUUUAGAUUCCCAAAACAGCCACAACAACUUACCUGUUCAUGAUCUUUUAGCUAAACAUAACAUUCUAAUUCUUGCUGAACAUGUAAACAGUUCAGGAGAGGAAUCAUCUGUUGCUCACAGAUCUGAAAAAAAAGCUGCAGAGUUCUUUACUUCUGGUAAUCAAGAAAGCUCUGUAAAUAAAGCAUUUACUUUUCUGCAAAAUAUAAAAGAAGAAAGAAGGAAUCCAUCUUCUGGAACGGCCAGCACAUUGACCACUGGUCAUCCUGUUUUCAGUCCUAGCAAAGCCUGGGCCAGCCCUGGUUCUAUUCCAGGAGAAAGAAUUCAGGAUCUGAUGCAAGAACAGAGCUUUAAAAUGACGCCACAAAACAGAAGUAAAUCUGUGCAAACCUUCAGUGAACCUAUUGCAACAUCUGGAAUCUUGUUUCCUAAUCAGAGGUGUUCCACUGGUGUUCCCAGCACAGCUGAUACGUUGCCAAAGGACAAAAACAUUAGUAAAGAUUUUUUUAAAAAUACUUUGGGAAAAGUGAUUGAAACAAAAGAAGAAAACAUUAGAUGUGUUGAUGACCUUGACCAAGGAUCAUCUUUAUUUCAGGAUGCCUCAGUUCUGUGCAAUGUUAAGCAACAGAAUAACAAGGAGGAAGAAAAGGCGAAUGCGGUUGAAACUAUGUCACUGGUGUCUGAUACAGAGUUCAGUUUUGGCAUUCCUGCACAUCACAAAACCCUGAAAAACAAUAUUUACGACAGAAAAAGAGCAAAACUAUUCAGAAGUAUCUUAAAGAAGGAAUCUAAAUAUGAACCCAGUCAUUUCAAAGCUGUGGUUAUGAACCAUGGGAUCAGUUUUGGAGCUCGACCUGUGUCGUCUAUCAGAGACAGUUUGGAACUGGCAAAAAUGAAGAAGAAAAGUGCAGAAAAUGAAAAAAACAAUAGGAAACUAAGAUGGUGUGAUCAGAUUAACAAGAUAAUAACGGAAAAUGAUGAGAAACGCUAUGAAAAAAAUACCAGUGAAAUAUCUUCUGCACAGCUGCAAUGUCUUCAAACUGCAAGUGAUGCUCCUUGGACUAAUUUAAAUAUGGUUGUUCACUCUUCAAACACCACAUUCACAAGAAAUCACCAGGAAAAUUCUCAUAUAUCAAAACCAAAUGUUAAUUCUGGAACAUCAAAUAAAGAGUGCGUGUCUCUGAAUACGUUUAUGUCUACUGGAUCCUCUUUUGCUAAAAAAGCUUGGGUGGUAUCAAAAGAUGAAGAAGGCAAACCCCCAGUAUGUAAUAACAAAUCUAAAAUUUACAGAGGUAAUCAACACAAAAAUAAGCCAAAAAUAACCAGAAGACCAAGACCCGUAAGAGCCCAGUCGGGUUUUAUGCUGAAGAACAGAAGAGGCACUCUGGUCUAUCCACAGUCGGCCGCUGAAGCCAACACAAUUCCAGCAGCUCGAGGCAGGGUGCUGGUACCUUACCCACCACCUGCACCUACAAUGGGAAACACAAGUGGCAAAACCAUGGUCAGCCUGGGGUUUCAGCCACAGCCUUCCUCCAGUCUUCAAGCUGCCACUACAAAUGGUGCUAUUCAGCAUCAUGUGUCACAUUACAAUAAUUCACAUAUAACUAAAUGGCAACCUUUUAAAGCUCCUGUAUCCUGUAUUACUGCUGGUGAGAGCAGCCAGAAGACUAUUAUCAAGCCUUCUUCUAGGAUGAAUGAAUUGUUUUCUUCCUCUGCAAACAGUGUUGUUCCUGUUACACGACAAAAACAGAUUUUUGACAACUGUGAACAUAUGCACAGAACUUUUUCAGAACAGGGAAGGCAAACUGUGGCAUCUAAAAAGACAUCUACUCAUCAUACACAGAAUUCGUUAUAUGCUGUCCAGCUGAGUCCUAUUCAAUCUGCAUUUGAUCCAGCACAAAGUAUGAAUAACACCUACAAGUCUGAAGAAGUUUCAGAAAGCACUGCUCAGUUUCUUAUGGCAGAAAAACUAGCAAGUACACCAGCUGCAGAAGAUGAAAUCCUGGCAGCUAUGGAAGGUGUGCAACCAGCAAGACAACCCUUUCUGCUUAACAGGGCUCCGUGUCUAGGCAUGAGUGCACUUUCAGUAGAAGAAGAGAAGAUUUUCCAGUCUCUUGAUCGUCUCAAUCAAAGGCUACAAAAUGUUCAAGAAGCCAUUACCAGAAAUCCAUCUGCCUCAGGUGUUUUACAGAUAAUCACUCCUUUAUAGUUACAUCUGAUGGUGCCGAAACUGACUGUGCUCCCAGCAUCAUACUUCUUCUGCUUCUCCUUCAUACUUCUACUGCUCCUGCACUUCUUCCUGAAUUUGUUGGAGAUUCCUGUUCUCCAGCUUUACUCAACGUUUUUCAACAUUUGCACUUAAAGAGCAGUUCUUCCUCAGCUCCUCAUGUGAAGGAACCCAGGCUGAAAUUGGCAGGAAAUUAGAAAGAAAAAUUCCUGGGGAAGGACAAGUACAACAAAGGGUAUGUAGAUGCACUUUCACUGAAGCACAGUGGGGAAACCUUUAUACGUCAAUGGCAGCUUUGGGCUAAAAUAAUUAUUCUAGAAUCACAACACCAUAAGUACUCAGCUAGCUCAACAGUAAAAUGUGAUUUUGGUUUUUCCUCAUGAGCUUUACCUUGGUAAUCCACAUUACACAAUCUCCACAUAAGGAGAAUUAAAAGCAACCAAAGUGGGGACAACAGGCCUGGAGAGGAGGACUCCAUUCCUGUUUUUAAGAUACACAGAUGGAGCCAAAUAAUAUAUUCUGCAUAAGUGUAUAUAUAUCCCAAGAACAUGACUAAGUGUCUUUCUGCAGAGCUUGGUGCACUUGCAGUUGCCUUUGUAAGUGGUUAUUUUGAAGGGCAAUUUGGUUUUGACAGUCUUGGACUGACAGAUUAUGCAUUGGUCCUUCAAUUUUAAGUUCACCUGCUGCAUGACUAUUAACAUGUCAACAGAUUUGUUUUGGUGAUGUUUGGUGAUAAACCUGUCUGUACUGUUAUACCAGUUCUAGAGCAAAGGCCUUUUGUUAGUUAACUAGAAUGACACCUAAAUCUGUGAGAUUUGAUAAUUUUUAAGGAGCAGUAACUUUUUAACCUCCUCUCUUUUUCUCUUCCUCUGCUGUUUCAGUGCAAAGUAAAUACUGCAAAAAGCUGUAGAAGCCAUACACAAUGCACAGAACCAGUCAACAAAUCUAAGCUGGUAACCAUCUUCAAGAAACAAUAAAAGCAAUUUACUAA